Molecule: messenger RNA, 1990 nt
Organism: Oryza sativa Japonica Group (Japanese rice)
Lineage: Eukaryota; Viridiplantae; Streptophyta; Magnoliopsida; Poales; Poaceae
Product: protein FLX-like 2
Source: RefSeq, a predicted model, not a curated record
CUCCUCCCCCCACGCCGGCGACGACGACCAACCCUAGACCCGCCGCCUCCUCCGCCGCCGCCGCCGCCGCCGGCCACCGCGAGAGGUAACGACCUCUCCUCCCGCAUCUCCCCCUCCCUCUCCUUCCCACCAUGGGGAGCAAGGGGAGGGCGCCGCCGCCUUACCACCACCGGGGGGCGCACAAGAUGAUGCACCGGGACCCGUACGGGGGGGCACCGGGGAUGCCGGGGCCGUUCCCGUACGACAUGCUGGCGGCGGCGGCGCCGCCGCCGGAGAUCCUGGAGCAGAAGCUGAUGGCGCAGCGGGGGGAGCUGCAGAAGCUGGCGGUGGAGAACGACCGGCUGGCGAUGAGCCACGACUCGCUGCGGAAGGAGCUCGCCGCGGCGCAGCAGGAGGCGCAGAGGCUGCAGGCGCAGGGGCAGGCGGCGAUGGCGGCCGAGGAGCAGGAGGCGAGGGGGAUCCUCGACAAGGUCGCCAAGAUGGAGGCCGACCUCAAGGCCCGCGACCCCGUCAAGGCCGAGCUGCAGCAGGCGCACGCCGAGGCGCAGGGCCUCGUCGUCGCGAGGCAGCAGCUGGCCGCCGACACGCAGAAGCUGAGCAAGGACCUGCAGAGGAACCUCGGCGAGGCGCAGCAGCUCCCCGCGCUCGUGGCCGAGCGCGACGCCGCUAGGCAGGAGUAUCAGCACCUCAGGGCUACGUAUGAGUACGAAAGGAAACUCAGGAUGGAUCACUCCGAGUCGCUGCAGGUGAUGAAGAGGAAUUAUGACACCAUGGUCGCUGAGCUAGACAAGCUUCGUGCUGAGCUGAUGAACACGGCUAAUAUUGACAGAGGAGGUAUGCUAUACAAUACUAAUACUGCUCAAAAGGAUGAUGGCGCGCCUAGUCUUCCUGUUGGACAAAUUGCUUAUGAUAGCGGUUAUGGAGCUGCGCAGGGAAGGACACCACCUGCUGGACUGGGAGACUCUUUAAGCGGAAACCCAGCUGGCACAGCUCCUCGGACUGGAUUUGAUCCAUCAAGAGGCAAUAUGUAUGACGCUUCUCGUAUUGCUAGCUUCAGUUCUUCAAAAGCUGGAGGACAUGAUGCAUCAAGGGGUGCCGCAGGCUACAAUUCUUUGAAAGGUGCUGGAUAUGAUCCUUCUAAAGCACCUGCACUUGGAGGACAGGCAACAGCUGCAGCUGCUCAUGGGAGUAGUGCUGAUUACUAUGGAUCAAAUCAGGCAACACCACCUUCAUAUGCUUGGGGACAAGCUGCAUCCGCUUAUGGAUCUGCACAAGUGCCACAGUCACAUGCAUCUGGACCUCCUGUUCAAUCAACAUCCUACAGUGCAACAACAGCACGUAACUUUGGCUCUGCCCAGGCUUUACCAUCAUAUGCACAUGCACAGGAGCAACCUUCAUAUGGACACGCACAGCUACCAUCCUCAUAUGGAUUAGCGCAAGCAUCAUUUCCAUUUGCCCCAGCGCAAGGGGUGUCACCCUAUGGGUCAGGUGCACAGCCUCCGCAGUAUGGAGCUGGGCAAGCAGCAACUAAUCCUGGCAGUGCUUACCAAGCACCUCAUGGACGUAAAUAAAUCGGCAAAAGUUGUCUACUGAUGGAUUGUUAUUGGCAAAAGAGACAAUGCGCUGCUUUGUACACCAGAGUUCAGUUUCCUUUCCACAGCUACCAAAUCUUGUCGUUUAACUGAUAUGAGGUGAUUCCUGAAUAUAGUCUGGAGAAGUAAUGCUCUGCAAGAUGGGAAUGCUUCUGUAAAGUGUAAACUUGUCGUCGGUGUUUUAACUGCCUUUUUUUAUACCUUCAAGCCUCCAGGUUAGGCAACCCAUGGAAGCAUGAAUUCUGACAAGAGCUGUAACUGUUGAUUCUUAUUUGAUUUGUCAAAGUUAGUCGAUUGUUUGUUAGUUCAAACUCAAAUGCUGCAUGUAUGAUAUGAGAUAUACACUGCUAGUUCUGGGAGGUUAAUAAUAUGCCCGUGCUGGAGAUUCUCAAUGUUUA